Messenger RNA from Eufriesea mexicana, 2054 nucleotides. Its product is annotated as lipase maturation factor 2. Gene Ontology annotation, biological process: protein maturation. The record is from RefSeq and is a predicted model, not a curated record. The coding region runs from base 20 to 1951 and encodes 643 amino acids. NCBI's taxonomy places the organism in Eukaryota, Metazoa, Arthropoda, Insecta, Hymenoptera, Apidae. Gene Ontology annotation, cellular component: endoplasmic reticulum membrane. The transcript has 10 exons.
AAAAAUAUUGUAAUCUACAAUGGUUCAAGUACGAUAUACUCGUAAUUUAUUUUUACGAGGAAUAUGCAUUAUAUAUCUUUUCGCGUUUCUUAGCUUUUACAUACAAAUUCCAGGAUUGUAUGGUGAUAAUGGAAUCCUGCCAGCUAGAGCUCAAUUAGACCUCAAAAUUCAUACAUCACUAUUUCAUAAAUUAAGACAGAAACCAACAUUCUUGUGGUUUGCUCCUUACUUUGGACUGAAUAUAGAAUACAUGUUAGAUGUAUUAUCGCUUGUUGGAAUUAUUAUUUCUUUUGCAGGAUUUAUUUCACAAAAAUUUUGUGUUGCAUUGGUAUUUGCAUUACUUUGGUCAUUAUAUUAUUCUCUGUAUCAAAUUGGUCAAAUAUUUGUGAAGUUCCAAUGGGAUAAACUUCUAUUGGAAGCAGGUUUCUUAUGUAUAUUUAUAGCACCAUUUUACUAUUCUCAACGUGGAAAAAUAAGUACACCAAGUGAUCCUGUAACUUUCUGGACUAUACGCUGGUUACUUUUUCGUUUAGUGUUUACUAACGGGGUAGUGAAACUUGCUUCUGGUUGUCCCUUAUGGUGGAAAUUACGUGCGUUAAGUGUACAUUUUGAAACACAAUGUAUACCUACUUCAUUAGCAUGGUAUGCACAUCAUUUACCAGUGUGGUUUUUACGUUUUACUACUGUAAUGGUCAAUAUUUUUGAACUUGUUAUUCCAUUUCUAUUCUUUUUUCCAAACAGAAAAGUGAGAAUAUUAGCAUUUUAUAUACAGGUAUUUCUUCAAAUAAAUAUUAUAGCAACAGGAAAUUAUAAUUUUUUCAACUACUUAACUAUCUGCUUAUGCAUUUCUUUACUUGAUGACCAGUUUUUCUAUAAAAAAAAAUCUAAAAAUGAUUCUUAUAAUAUUAUAAAUUUAUUUUCUACACUAUUAUGUAUUGUAGUUUAUGGAGGCAUCUUUUAUGUAACAUAUGUAUAUUAUAAUCUUAGAAUAUCUGAUAAUUGGACUAUCCAAAGUGAUAUUGCAUUUACAAAAGAACAAUUUGAUUAUGUUUUGUCACAAACAAUUCCAAUUUCCAUCUACAUUGGUAUAAUAUCUCUUGCAUUUACAGUGAUAAAAGCAAUAGUUAUAUCUCUAUUAGCAGUUAAAGGAAUACAAAAUAAGAUCUUUACAACAUUUGUUACAAGCCUUUAUACAAUAGUAAUGUGUUUUAUCUUUGCUAUAAGUAUUGUACCAUAUGCUACAUUACAUCAUGCUUAUAAUUCGACAGUACCAGUUCAAUUAAGACAGAUGCAAGCAAAAGUUGAACACCUACAUUUAGUAAAUAGCCAUGAAUUAUUUACAUUUAUGAUUGGAGAUUUAGGUAGAUGGGAAAUAAUUAUUGAAGGCAGCAAUAACAUUUAUGGCCCAUGGAAAGAAUACGAAUUUUUAUAUAAACCAGGAAAUAUAAAUAAUCCAUUACCAUUCGUUGCCCCUUAUCAACCACGACUUGACUGGCAAAUGUGGUUUGCUGCAAUAGUCACUUGUAAGCAAAACCCAUGGUUAAUAUCAUUAGCGUAUCGUCUUUUAAGUGGUCAACCAGAAGUAUUAGCUCUAAUGAAUAAUGUAGAAAACCCAUUCCUUCAAAAACCACCUAGAUAUAUAAAAGCUAGUCUUUAUCGCUAUUCUUAUACAGCAUGGAAUCAGUCAUGGAAUAAACAAACUUGGUGGACAAGGGAAAAAAUGAGAGAAUAUUUUCCCAUAGUUAGUUAUGAUCAUCCAGAACUUAUUGAAUUUUUGUCAGAUGUAAAAAUUAUUCAAGAUAAACCAAACGAACUAUUGAAACUACUUCUCGAUAGCAUUAGGUCUUUAAUAUACAAGAUUGAAGCUAGUCUUCUUUUAUGGGGAGUCUUUACAGCAGGUUGUACAGUUAUAAUAACUAGUUAUAAUAAUUCAGUUUUGAAAAGAAAAUAAUCACUUCUUCCAUCUGUAAUGUUUACAGUGGAAAGUAACUCAUAGUUGAUUGUAUUUGUAAAAAUGUGUUUGCAUAUAGAUGUAAUCAAGUUUGGUUGUAUUG